Messenger RNA from Scleropages formosus (Asian bonytongue), 2207 nucleotides. RefSeq names its product sialidase-3-like. The coding region runs from base 759 to 1976 and encodes 405 amino acids. Gene Ontology annotation, biological process: ganglioside catabolic process; oligosaccharide catabolic process. NCBI's taxonomy places the organism in Eukaryota, Metazoa, Chordata, Actinopteri, Osteoglossiformes, Osteoglossidae. Gene Ontology annotation, molecular function: exo-alpha-sialidase activity. The record is from RefSeq and is a predicted model, not a curated record. The transcript is spliced from 2 exons. Gene Ontology annotation, cellular component: membrane; intracellular membrane-bounded organelle; cytoplasm.
UCUGCUCAAAAUAACUUGUUUCCUAAAAAUCUGUGUACAGGACCUUGGUUAUAAAAUGCAGGUGUCCUCAGUGACAUUGAUUGAGGAGAUUCACUCGUAACCAAGAGACGUUUAAAACUAGAAAUGGACAGACUUUAACAUAUAUAUGUAAGUAUUCAAAAAAGUAUUUAGUUUGAUGUAUAAAUGAAGUCCCACAUUUUGCUCAUCACGCUCAGCCAAGUCACUGUCCUUAUAAUAUUCAUCAGUUCUAUAUGAGUAGAGUCAGUGUAGCGCUUCUCUAAGAAUUCAGCACUGAACGGAGUUAAAUCGUUAACUAUAAACAGCGAUUGAUGAUUCGUUCACUAAUUGAUGGACUUGUUCCCGUAUCAAUAUCAAUAAUAAUACCAAUCAUAUAAAUAAUCCGCAGUGGGCUGGAGGGGAGGGGAAAUAUGCGCGCGUGCUCUCUCUGUCUCCGCGCGUGUGUGUGAGCGAGAGAGUGACGCGCGCCACUUUGCUCGGCGUUUUCACUUUGGCCCCCCCCUCCGCGCAAGGACCGUCUUUACCCACAAUGCCCUGCGGAAGCACAUAGGCUAUAUUUAGGUCAUGAGUUCGGAAAGCGCAGCGGCCGCACACACACGCGUGCAGAAAAAUACAGCAACGUGCGCGCGGUGCCUCACGCGACAGUCCGGCCGGGCUCGUGCGCGCUGUUUGACACGUGCUCUUUGUCUGUCUGUCUGUCUGUCUGUCUGUCGUGUGCUCGUGCACCGCAGCGCAGAGCGAUGGGAAACACCGCGUCCGGCGGAUACCGCACGGCGGCGGAGCGCGCGCGUACGACCGUCUUCCAGCAGGAGCGCGAGGGCGGCGUCACCUACCGCAUCCCGUCACUCCUCCGCCUGCCGGAAGGGGGCGACCUGCUGGCCUUCGCCGAGAAGAGGGCCACCGCGAGGGACACGGACGCCCUGUGGCUGGUGAUGAGACGGGGACAAGUGUCCCACGACUCCGUACAGUGGUUGCCAAUGCAGGAGCUGCAGGAUGCCACCCUGCCAGGUCACCGUGCCAUGAACCCCUGCCCGGUGUACGAGAGGGACUCCGGAACUCUCUUCCUUUUCUUCAUCUGUGUUCCAACCAAAAUGUCCGAGAGCCACCAAAUCCGGACGAGGAAAAACGCAGCAAGGCUCUGCUACGUGAUGAGCACCAACCAGGGCCAGAACUGGAGCGCUGUCGCAGACUUGACGGAGCGUGUGAUCGGAGAACGGGAAAAGUAUUGGGCCACGUUCGCUGUUGGACCGGGACACGGCAUCCAGACGGCGAGCGGAAAUCUGAUCAUUCCUGCCUACGCCUACCACAUCGACUCCUGGUGCUUACGUGUUCCGUGCCCAUGGACCGUGCAGCCUCACGCCUUCUACUACUACAGCACCGACCGUGGUAAAACGUGGCUCGUUGGACACACUGUUCACAGAAAGUCAUGCGAGUGUGAGAUGGCUGAGGUGGUGGACCACGAGGGCAAAGGACACAUGUACUGCAAUGCCCGAAACAGAGGCUUUCGCAGGGUGGAGGCUCUGGCUGAGACCAACAGCACGGGUUUUGGAAAAUCUGGCUUGGCCCCGAAGCUGGUGGAGCAGCACCACGGCUGUCAAGGCAGCGUCAUAGGAUUUCCAGCACCCAAGCCCUACCUGGAGAAGCACAGUAAGGAGAGCACAAAGCCCACGGACUCACUCACAUGGCUGCUGUUCUCUCACCCCACUGACCGGAGGAGGCGGAGGAACCUGGGCGUGUACCUGAACAAGAGGCCACUGCAAGGGUCCAACUGGGAGGAGCCUUGGAUCAUCAACCGCGGCCCCAGCGGCUACUCGGACCUGGUGUACUGCGAGGACAAGGAGCUGUUCGUCUGCUUGAUGGAGUGCGGUGAGAAGAGCGAAGUCGAGCAGAUCGCCUCCAUGUGUUUCUCCCUCAGUGAUGUCUUGGAGACGACUGGGAAGAAAGCUGAGAUUCAGUGACUUUUUCAUUUAAAUAAACUGCCUUCCAUGCAUGUGCACAAGGUGUCAUUUCCAGGAAUGUCCGAAAAGUCAGUGACAAACCUUUUCAAACAAGUAGUUUUUUAAUAUUUCAAAACAGUCAUUGAUAGUUCUAGUAAGAAUAAUGCACGGAGAUCAGAAAUGGCUACUGCACACUGUGCCUGUCUGUCUGCAAUGUGAAAUCAAGUGCUAUACAACAUUCGUAAAACUAAA